ACAUUACUGGUUGGCGUUGGUUUUUGUUGCAUACAAAAAAGGCGGACGGAGGACCGAGCCGUAAAAUCUAGGAAAAUACAAGAAAAUUUCGGCAUCAAAUUCGAUGAAUUUAACUAAUACAAGUGCUUUUUGUGUUCUACGUUGCAUUUGUUUUGAGUUUUCGGCGACAAGCGCGUGUGUUUGUUGUGACCCAGUGAAAGUGAAGCUGCCUGCAUUUCGAUUUCCAUGUCCAUGUCCGCGGUAGCAACAACAAAAGCGAAGAGAAAGAAAAGUGAAAUUUGAGCAAAUCGAAUAGCGCAUGCUACUCUGGCUAGUCAACAACAAAUCCAAAUAAUGGAAAAUUUAAAAAUUAGCGAAAAGCUAUUCGAAGAUGUGAUCUACUAUGUGCUCGGCAGCUUGGAUGAUGAGGGCGAACGAUUGCUAAAGAACGGCGGCGCACAAUCGAAACUUUAUCUCUCGGACCAAAUCACACAUUUAAUAUGCGCCAGCAACUAUUCGGAGGAGGAGCUGUCCAUGAAUCUGGAUCUCUACAAUGUGAUACCCGUCACGGAACAAUGGAUCUCGCACAGCGCAAAGCUCGGACGCAUGGCCGGCACCCGCGCGUUCCAUCCCAGCUUGCAGCGUUUCUUACGCGGCAUCCGCGUUGCCAUCACCAAUGUGGUGGCCAGCGAUCGACGUCGUCUGUAUGCCAUGCUCACGUUUCAUGGUGCAAUUGUCACACACAGUUUUGGGGCAACGAACUCGCAUCUGGUAUGCGGUGCUGCCACUGGAGGGAUCUACAAUAAAGCGCUGGCGCUUCCAAAGAAUGCCAUACAAAUUGUGACUCCCGAUUGGGUGACAGAUUGCCUCAAGUGCAAGGCGUCGCUACCUUGCGAACCGUAUCAUCCCAGGCUGCUGAAGCCCAUCGAAAAGCAGCGCGCACAGAAGCAGCAGCAACAACAGCAACAGAAUCUGCAACAACAACAGCAACAACAACAACAGCAGCAGCAGCAACAACAACAGCAGUUGCAGCAGCAAUUGGCACAGCAGCAGCAAGUGCAGCAGCAACAGUUGCUGCAGCAAUUGCCACAGCAGCAGCAACCGCAGGCACCUUCCGCUCCACUGUCGGAUAUUCUGGGUUAUGUUGAUGACAGCGCGGCCAAGAUUGCGAACAUAAAGUCGCAUCUGCAGGCAUCCGCAGAGCGUGCUGCUGCCGAACAGCAACAACAGCAGCAACAACUGCAGCAACAGCAGCAGCAACAACAACAGCAGCAAUUGCCACAGCAAGCGCAGCAACAAGUUGUCUUUGUGCGUCCACGUAACCUGCAGCAGCAGCAGCAACAACAAAUGCAACAGCAGCAGCAACAUGUGCAGCAGGGAGCACCGCAGGCGCCACCUCCACCGCCACCACAGCAACAACAACAGCAAAUAAUAAUACAGCAACAGAAAAUUAUACCGGCGAAUCAAUUGCAGCAGCAACAGCAAGUGCAGCAGCAGCAGCAGAUUAAGAACAUAUUACAGCAGCAACGGCAAAUGAAAAAUACACAACAGCAGCAGCAACAACAAAUUCAGCUAAUGCAGCAACAGGAUCAGCAACAGCAGCAGCAACAACAACAACAGCAACAAAUUUUGCAGCAACAGCAGCAGCAACCACGGCUGCCAACCACGCCUACCAUGUCGCAGCCGCCCUUGCCAACUGGACGACAAACGCCGCGCACGCCGCAGCCAUCAACAACACCGCAACCCAUGCAAUCACCGCAGCAACAACAGCUUCCACAACAACAACAGCAACAGCAAUUACCCCAGCAGCAACAGCAGCAAUUGCCCUCACAGCAGCAACAUCAACAGGUGCCGGUGUCACCGCAAAUGCUGCAGCAGCAUAUAUUGCGGCAGCAACACAUGCUGCAACAGCAACAAUUGCAACUGCAGCAUAACAUACAAGCCGGCCAAAGUUUGACACCGCAGCAACAGGCACUUCAGCGACAAAUACAGCAGCAGCAACAGCAAUUGCUGCAACAACAACAGCAGCUGCAACAGCAAAUCCAGCAAAUGCAACAACAACAACAGCAGCAGCAGCAACAACAAUUGCCUCAGCAACAACAACAACAACAACCGUUGCAGCAACAGCAAUCACCGCGGCUCGUGCAGAAUCGUUCGCCUGUGAUGCCUCCAAAUACGCCGUCACCUUCGUUACAACAGCAGCAACAUAUGCCCGGUAGCAGCAACAUGUUGCCACCUCAAUCGCCCCGACAACUACAAUCGCCAGCACCACAAAUGACACCGCCACCGCCCCCCUCACCGCAAAGCGCGCAACAAUUGUUGCGCCAGCAGCAACAUUUGCAGCAGAGUCGCCAGCAGCAGCAGCAACAACAUAUGAUGGGCUCACCGCAACAGCAGGCGCCGUCAGCUGCCAUGAUGUCGCCGCAGCAACAGCCAUUCCAGCAGCCAGUGCAUCAGCAGCAACGCAUGCAAUUGCAACAGCAGCAACAACAACAAUUGGCACAACAACAACAGCAGCAGCAGCAACAGAGUCCGCAGCACAUUUCGGCGCCGCAAUCGCCACAAAUUUCACAAACGCCGCCCAUGACCAACAAGCCGCAGCAACAGCAACAAGCACAACAUCAGCAACAGACACAACAGCAGCAGCAACAACAGCAAUCAUUUGUGCAACCAAUUGAUCCAACAGAUCCAGUGCAAGUAGCUCAAGUUUUGAGUCGUUCCACGCUCAGCAGCAAUCAGGACUCGCUGAUUAUGCGUCAGCAACAGAUAAAGCAGCAACAACUGCAACAGCAGCAGCAACAACAACAGCAGCAGCAGCAACAACAACAAAUGCCACCACAACAACAUACGCCAUCGCCGCGACAAUCACCGCUACAUCAACAGCAACCCACAACGCCAACACAACAGCAACAGGAGAGACCACUUCAGCAACAGCAACCUACAACGAUCCAGCAGCAACUGGUGCCUGGUCCACAGCAGCAGCAGCAGUUAGUGACUGGUCCCCAGCAACAGCAAGGGCAACAGCAGCAGCAGCAACAAGUCAUAACACAGCGACAUGUCAUCAACACAUCGACGGCACAAGGACAACAAAUCAUCCAGAGUCACAUGAUGAACAUACAACAGCAGAAGCAGCAACAAAUGCUACAAUUACAGCAGCAACAACAACAGAUAAUACCACAACAGCAGCAGCCACAGCAACAACCUCAACAGCAGCAGCAGCUAACACAGCAGCAACAGUUGCCACCACAGCAGCUGCAGCAGCAACAGGUGCAGUUCACCCAGCAACAGAAUAUUGCUCUGGGCACUGGUGGACAAGUGCGGAUAAUACAGCAGACAAUACAGCCGCCGCAGCAACCACAGCAGCAGCAACUGAUGGGACAACAGUUUGUACAUCAGCAACAACCACAGCAGCAGCAGCAGCAACAAGUGCUGACACAGCAGCCGCAGCAACAUGCGCUGCAGCAACAACAACAACCGCAGCAACAGCAACAACAACAGGCGCCGGCGAUGCAGACUAAAAAGUUCAUCAUCAGUCAGCAGCAAUUCAAUCAACUCAGCGUGCAGCAACAGCAGCAAAUUCUUGCUCAAAAUCAACAAAAUCAGAAUGUGUUUAUUGUCAACUCGACAAAUAUAUCACAGCAGCAGCAGCAACAACAGCAACAGCUGGUGCAACAGCGACAAAUGUUGCAGCAGCAACAACAACAACAGCAGCAGCAACAACAACAAUUGCAGCCCAAUCAAAUGAUGCUGCAGCCACAGCAACAAUCACCGCAACAACAACAGCAGGCACCACAGCAAAUACAGCAGCAAUUGCUAACACAGCAGCAGCAGCAACAACGUUUGCAAAUGCAGCAACAACAACAACCACAGCAGCAGCAAAUUGUGAUAAAUCAGCAAGUGAUCAGCGAUCCGCAGCGACUGCAAUAUCUGCAACAGCAGCAACUGUUGCAGCAGAAGCAGCAACAACAACAACAGCAGCAACUUGUGGGUUCUCCACAGCAGCAGCAGCAGCAAAUACUUAUACAGCAGCAGCAGACGUUGCCACAACAGCAACAACAACAGCAGCAGCCACCACAGCAAAUCAUGCAACAAGUGCUGAUCAAGCAACAACAACUGACGCAACGCACGCCGCCACCGCAAUCCCCACAGCAACAGCAACAACAGUUGAUGUUGCAGCAGCAAUCACCGCAACAUCACACACAGCUGCAGCAGCAACCGCACUGGUCGCCGCAGAGCCCAGUGACCAAUCAAUUGGCGCCUGCAACACCGGGCACGCCUACCACCAGCAUGGGCAUGCCAUCGCCGCUGCCGGGCACGCCAACAACACCGCAGCAACAGGCACCGCCACAAUUUGCACCACGCGGCAUGCGACCACAGACGCCUUGGCCUGCACAAAAGCAGCAGCAACAAUCGCCACAAACGCAGCAGCCACAACAACAACAGCAGCAGCAAACACAGCAGCUGGUGUUGCCGCCGCCACAGCAACCACAACAGCAGCAGCAGCGACAACUCAUACAUCUGGACGAAAAGACGCAUGCUCACUUCAUGUCACUGGAUGCCAAAAAACGUGCCGAGUACAUUUCGAAGUUGAAUCAAACCACGCCCCGAGUUAUGCUCCGCCAACAGGUCGCCUAUCAGCCUCGUCCUGGUGCGCCAGGCAGUGUCGUAGCCACACGUGCACCCGGCCCAGGACCGGUGCCCGGACCCGGCACGCCGCACAUCAUUGUGCAGAGCCAGAUGCCAGCGGGCUUGACGCAGCACGAGCAGAUGAUUUGGCUGCAGCAGCAGGGCACACGUCAAGUUGUUGUGCGCGCCGGCGGAGCACCUGGACUUACGCCAAUUGCGCAGCAGCAACAGCAACCAGGCACUGCACCGCAGCAACUGCCACAGCAACAACAACAGCAACAAUUUGAUCCCAAUCAGCAAAUGUUGUUGCAGCGACAGCAGCUGCGUGUGCAGCAGAUACCAAUGCAACAGGCGGUGCAGCCAGGGCAGCUGGGCAAGCAGACGGUGCAGUUGAUAACGGGGCCAAAUGGUCAGCUCAUAGAGCAGCAGACAAUUGUGCAGCAGCCACAGCAGCAACAACAACAGCAGCAACCUCCCACACCGGGCACGCCCACCACGCCAGGAACAGCAGUGGUUGUGGGCGGCGCCAACGGCGGCAACAUUAUGACGCAAACGCUGGUCAUGUCGACAGCAGCGCCUGAUGGACAGCAGCAGCAGCAAACGCCGCAACAGAUGAACCUAAAGACCAAGACAGCGCUCGCCAACAUGCUGAGCAAUCGACUCGGCAACAACGGUGCACAAGUAACACCGCAGCAGCAACAGCAACUGAUUGCCAUGGGCGAUGCACAGCAGCAGCAGCAACAACAAAUAGUGCAACAAGUGGUGGUAACGGGACCACAGCAGCAGCAACAGCAGCAGUUAUUGCUACAACAACAACAACAGCAAUUGGUGGCACAGCAACAACAGCUGCCCAAUCCACCGCAGCAACAUGUGGAGCCGCCUUCGGCAGCUGGCGCGCUGCGCAUGAUGGGGCAACAACACAAUGCUGCAGUGGGCGUGGCAGGACCACCGCGCACCCAACAAGAACUGUUGCUGCUACAGCAACAGCAGCAACAACAACAACAGCAGCAGCAACAACAGCAACAGCAAAUGCUGCAGCCACAGCAAAUGCGACGCGUUGUCGGCGUGCCGCAGCAGCAACAACAGAUGCCACAGCAACACCUGGUGCAACAGCAGAUUGUGGUGGCCCCACCGCCGCCCAACGUGCAGCAGCAGCAGCAACAGUUGCAAGUGGGCGGCAUGCCAGUGCAAGUGGCUGGUCCGCCACAUGCUUACAUCGCGCGUCCGGGCCAGCCGCCAAUUCCCAUGCCACCGCGACCGCAAUUCUACGGCCACAAUCCGAACCUGAAGCUGCCGUCCGACUUGUUCUUGGUCGGCUGCACCUUCUUCAUUGUGGAGUACGACGAAACGGAUAGCGAUGAGCUGCCCAUUUGGCUGGACACCAUUCGGCAGUUCGGCGGCGACAUUGAGCGUGUCUAUUGCCCGCGCGUGACGCACGUCAUCUGUCGCACCCAGCGACACGGGAUGGUGAUGCAGGCGCUGCGCGAUGCCAAGCGUUGUGUGACCGCCUAUUGGUUGAGCGACAUUUGCCUGAAGCGUCAAUUGAUGCCACCGUGGCAGCCACUGCAUUUGCCGUUCCCCAGUCAGUUUGGAUAUCGCAAGCCGUUGGAACGUUACAUCAUCACCUCGGAGGGAUUUGAGGGUGAGGAAGUAGUGCGUUUGCAGCAAAUGGCCGAGGAAUGCGGAGCCAUUUACACCUCGUAUCUGUCCAAGGUGAACACGCUGGUGGUGUGCAAACAGCUCGAGGGCAACAAGUUCAAUGCGGCCAAAGAGUGGAACAUACCCAUGGUGAAUGCGCUCUGGCUGAGCGAUGUCUGCAUUGGCAAUCUGAGCGGACUGACGCAGUACGACAAUCCCAAGUAUCAACAGUACAAUCUGGUCGCACCUUUCCGUAUUGAGUGUAAUCUGGUGGCGCAUCUGCUGACUGCGUGGAAGGCGCCCAUAAAUCUGACGCAAGAGGCGCAUGAGCGCGUCAAGCGGCAUCUCAGCGAUCCGUUCGCCAAUGAGCAGAAACUGAAGCGACAGAAGAUGAGCGUCUAUCAGGAGCAUCUGCCGGAGCAAAUUGUGUGCCUUGAGUAUCCGCAGAGUACGAAGCCACCGAAGGUCAUCUUCUCGCAGGUUGCCGACGCGGAGUCCCUCAAAAGAGCAGUCAUACUGCUGGGCGGCAUUGUGGUGGACAGUCCGACGGACGCGACGCAUCUGGUCAUGACGCGUGAGAGUCGCACUUGCAAGCUAAUCCAGGCCUGUUGCCAUGUCGACUAUGUGCUCAAGUCCAGCUGGCUGGUGGACAGCGCCAAGGCGGGCAAGUUUGUGCCCCCCGACGACUAUCGCAUCCAGCACAUACCCGUGGAUGAGAAUCUGCAAUUCGAUCUGGACACGGUAUUGUGUGCGCCAACGCGCUCUACGUUGUUCGCCGGCAAAUGUUUCUUUGUGACGCCGGAUGUGUUUCCAGCCCGGGAGGAAAUCAUACGUAUGAUUGAAUCCUCUGGUGGCAAGGUGGAACUGAAGCGACGCACCGGUGCCGCCGUUGCCGAGGCGCAUGUUCAGGCCCCCGACUCGUACAUCAUUGUCACCUGCCCGACCGAUAUGCACUUGUGUGCUGAUCUCACGCGACAUGGCAAUCCAAAGUGUCACAUUGUGUCCACGGAGUUUGUGAUGAGCUCCAUACUGCGACAGCAGUUGGAAAUCGAACCCAAUCUGAUACCCUACCUCUACAACAACAACGUUUCCAACAGCAGUGGCGGCAUCAACAACCUCAACAACAUCAACAGCAGCAGCAGCAACUUGAACAGCAUGAACAACAAAUCCUAGCGACAAGCCAGCUCCACGGCGCUGAGAGUCUAAGAAUUUUUGCAAUUGUUACGAAGUGGGUGGAGGUGGAGGAGGAGAAGUAAGAAUAGGAUCAGGAGGCAACUGUGCGCUGUGAAUGCAACUCUAGUCCA
Molecule: messenger RNA, 7547 nt
Organism: Drosophila sulfurigaster albostrigata
Lineage: Eukaryota; Metazoa; Arthropoda; Insecta; Diptera; Drosophilidae
Gene: Ptip
Product: PAX-interacting protein 1
Cellular component (GO): MLL3/4 complex
Source: RefSeq, a predicted model, not a curated record